Messenger RNA from Mytilinidion resinicola, 2689 nucleotides. RefSeq names its product Pbs2-type MAP kinase. Bases 213 to 2255 code for a protein of 680 amino acids. Gene Ontology annotation, molecular function: MAP kinase kinase activity; ATP binding. The transcript is spliced from 2 exons. Gene Ontology annotation, biological process: MAPK cascade; protein phosphorylation; cellular hyperosmotic response. The record is from RefSeq and is a predicted model, not a curated record. NCBI's taxonomy places the organism in Eukaryota, Fungi, Ascomycota, Dothideomycetes, Mytilinidiales, Mytilinidiaceae.
CCUCCAGCUGCACGGCCACUGCAGUGCUCCACCACCCCAGCGAUCGCCUCUCUAUGACAUCUCCAACGCGAUAGCCCAAACAUUCACCUCUUUGUCGCUGUCGUGCCCACGCCCGCUACCGAGUCGUCCGACCCCUCGACCUCGCCUUUCUCCCACCUCGCCGAGCCUGAUACCUCACGCCCCGCGAGCCGCUGCUCUCCCAUCCGCCCACCAUGGCAUCCUCUCCACGCGAAGACUCGGAUUCCAGCCUCCCGCUCGAGUCACCCUCUUCUCCUCCUUUCUCUCCCGACUCCCUACCAGACUCGCCGGCCGGCACGUCCAACGGCUUCCUCGAAUCCCCGCCGCCCCCCACCAUACGCUCAGUAUCCGCUUCCGCAACCACGGCGGGCAUGACUGCCUCUUCAACUCCGCUGGGCACCCUCAAUGCCGCAAGAAAUCCGAGACCACAACCAGCACCUACCAUAUCGAGCAGAGGGAACGGCCUCAAUGUCUCACAGGACAUUCUGGCGAGGAUACAGGCCGUGCAUCUUGGUCGGCAAGGUGCCCCUCCAACAAAUAGCUUCCGCCAACAGGCAGGGCCGGGUGGACAGAAUGGACUGAGUGGUCGGCCACUUCCAUCCUCCCAGGGUGGCCCUCUUGUCAUGCCCGGCGGCACUCCCAACUUUCGGAUGCCGCCUAGUGCGAAACCACAGAUGUCCACUUUCCAGUCUGCACCCGCCGUACCCGGUCUACGGAUAGGUGGGGGUAACAAACCGUCGUUGGCGGAGAAGCGUGGCCUGAAACUACCCGGUGGGCUUCCUGGUGCAGUUCCCUCGCCCGCACCGGCAGGGCGGAAGAAGCCCGGUCUCAGCCUCUCUCAGAUGAACGGAGACCAACCCACCGAGCAAUCAGCGCCUCCGAAGAAGCAAGAGACCAUGAUGGACAAAUAUGCUGAGUACAUAGACACAAAGACGGGCAGUCUGAGGUUCAAGGGCAAAGCUCUGAUAAACGCCGAUGGAGUCGAGUUCUCAAGCGGGAGUAGCUUUAACAUUUCACUGGAUGAGGUAGACACCUUGGAUGAGCUUGGCAAAGGAAACUACGGAACCGUCUACAAAGUCCGGCACAGCAGACCGAGAAUGCGAAAACCAGGCCAAGGCCUUGCUGGGAACAAAGCGGCACCUGGUUCGCCUACUCAGAAGUCAGCUACUGAUUCCACGGACGAUGCAAGCACUACGCCGACGAAACCUGCUGUUGGUACCGGCAUCAUAAUGGCUAUGAAGGAGAUAAGGUUGGAGCUUGACGAUGCCAAGUUUGCUGCUAUCAUCAUGGAACUCGACAUUCUGCACAGAUGUAUAUCGCCCUUCAUAAUCGACUUUUACGGAGCCUUCUUCCAAGAGGGCGCUGUCUAUAUUUGCAUUGAGUUCAUGGACGGAGGAUCAAUAGACAAGCUGUAUGGCGACGGCAUUCCUGAGCCAAUACUGCGGAAGAUCACACUGGCGACGACAGUAGGCCUAAAAAGCUUGAAAGAGGAGCAUAACAUCAUCCACAGAGAUGUGAAGCCUACGAAUAUUUUGAUGAAUACCAGAGGUCAGAUCAAGAUCUGCGAUUUUGGCGUGAGCGGUAAUCUUGUUGCUAGCAUUGCAAAAACGAACAUUGGAUGCCAGAGUUACAUGGCACCAGAGAGAAUAUCGUCAGGCGGGAUGGCACAGGCAGGCGCAAAUCCGGGAGGCGGAACAUACAGCGUACAGAGCGACAUCUGGAGUUUGGGGUUGACUAUCAUCGAAUGUGCAAUGGGGCAGUAUCCUUAUCCCCCAGAGACGUAUAACAAUAUCUUCAGUCAACUUAGCGCCAUUGUAGAUGGUGAACCUCCAGAUCUUCCGGCAGAAGGGUUCUCUGCUGAGGCUCGCAACUUCGUACACGGUUGUCUGAACAAGAUCCCCAAACUCCGACCUAGCUACGCCAUGCUACUCCAGCACGCCUGGCUUGCACCUCUCGUAAAACCUCCCACCAUCAUGGAAGCCGAUGAAGAGGGGGAGGAGCUAGCGGCAGACGACGCUGCCUCGCUUGAGUCUGCGAACUCAGACGAGCGAGGCGUCGUAAUAGACAAAGAGGUCGCCGACUGGGUCAAGGCCGCGAUAGAGCGAAGGAAGAACGGCACCAUGGGCAAGGGCGCCCAGAAACCAGCCCUACACGCCGCACCGCUGGAUGCCAUGGCGAGCCCUUCGCACGAUAGCCCCAACGGUGCCGUGGCCGCGCCCGAGGCUGUCGCUACCUGAUUUCAAUAGUCCUCUCUUCCCUGCCCCAGUGGCAUCUCCAGAACGCAGCUCUCCUGUCUUUUACCCGAGCACUGUACGCAUCCGAGCGAGUCUUGGACGCCAGGUUCUCGCUUCUCCCCUUGGCUUGCUCUGUUCUAUACUUCCCUUAAGAAACAUGUGUCUGACACACACGGCGCCCUGGGUCCCUAAAUGUCAGCUUUUUGGCGCGGGCGUAGACUUCGUGUAAGCCUCGCGGAUAUAUUGUAGGCAAUGAAAGGGUGGGGUCGAUAGUGGGGUUGGGGUUGAUUGCAGCGUUGCAUGAGAUAUGCGGAAUGAAAAAUCGUAAGAGCUGCGUUUGAGAAAGUGAGUGAGUGCGUGAGAUGUGGGUAUGAUGUGAUGACAACUUAUGUAUAGCAAGUCUGAGGGGUUCAAGGGUUUCGGAGAAUAUGACGGGG